This is a messenger RNA of Oncorhynchus gorbuscha (pink salmon), 2554 nucleotides long. RefSeq names its product synaptophysin-like protein 1. Bases 563 to 1291 code for a protein of 242 amino acids. The record is from RefSeq and is a predicted model, not a curated record. Gene Ontology annotation, cellular component: synaptic vesicle membrane; synaptic vesicle. The transcript is spliced from 5 exons. NCBI's taxonomy places the organism in Eukaryota, Metazoa, Chordata, Actinopteri, Salmoniformes, Salmonidae.
AUUUUCUUUUCAGUUAAAUGCAUUCAGUUGUACAACUGACUAGGUAUCCCCCUUCCCUUUCCAAGAGUAGCAGAAACUUGCAACAAGAGACCGAAAGAUUUUUCCAAACAGAGACCGAAGGUUCAGCAGCUUAGUGGGAAAGACAGACACCAUUUUUACAGUCAUCUGCAGGCUUACACAGUGUCCUUUGGGAUAAGAAAUUCGAGACGCGCAGUUGAGAGAACCGUUACUUUCCAUCGUUAGUCUAUCAGUUGUUUAAUUUAAUCAUUUUAGGAUUUGUUAAGUAGACCUAAUCCUAAUUGAUUAAAAUUGCAACUAUCUACCGAGAAAGUAAAAAUUACUCUAUAAAGGCUAACUUUGACCGUUUUUCAUAUUUUUUUCUACUGUAGCCUCUGGUAUUUGCGUAGAAGGGAGAGGCAUCACCAAAACGGAGCGCACAAAGCCAUUGCGCGCAGUACCACGUCAUUCUGUCAAACUUAUUGAAACGUGUUUUGCUACUUUCUGGCAACAUAUACUUAACUUUCAUUCAGAUAAUAUUUAGAUAGGUGGGGAGUCGGGGGAGAUGAUGACAGGAUUUCGACUGAACUUGGCGCCUCUCAAGGAACCGCUGGGAUUCAUCAAAUUUGUAGAAUGGCUGACAGCCAUCUUUGCGUUUGGGAGCUGUGGGGGGUAUUCUGGCACGAAUAUCGUGUCCCUCUUCUGCGGUGAAGGAAGGAACGAGACACUGAAUGUUACUUUUAGCUAUCCCUUCAGGUUAAACCUGGUUGCUCUACUGGAGGCCAACACCACUCUGUGUAACCACUCCGUGCCCGUCACCCACCUGAUGGGAGACUCCGCCUCCUCGGCCCAGUUCUUUGUGGGCGUGGCCAUCAUCUGCUUCCUGUACUCUAUAGUGGCUUUGCUCGUCUACCUGGGCUACAUGCACAUGUACAUCGACUCUGACUUCGGCCCUAUGUUUGAUUUUGGUCUGACGGCAGCGAUUGCCUUCCUGUGGCUCGUGUGUUCGUCAGCAUGGGCCAAGGGGCUGCAGAACGUGAAGGAUGCCACCGGGACAGCGGGCAUCACCUCCACACUGGCACUCUGCAAGGAGAGCGAUGUGGCCUGCGAGGUCACUGACUUCGCCAACAUGCGCACCCUCAAUGUCUCUGUGGUGUUUGGGUACCUGAAUAUGAUCGUGUGGGCGGGCAACGCCUGGUUUGUGUACAAGGAGACCCGCUGGCAUUCUCAGAAGUACACUGCCCAGCAGGGGGCCGGGGCCGGGCGUGGUCAACAAGUCCCUGCUGCUAUCUAAUAUUCUACUGCACGUCCAAUGCACAAAAUAACCCUGACACACCCUAAGUACUCCUGUAGAUCGGAGAGGAUUGGAUAGAUACACUAUAAGCUUUAUGGUAAUAGGCAGCUUCAUCUUGCCUGCUGAUUGUCUGGGUGGAAAUGGGCCAUAUCUAUACUGUGCCUUAAUUAUCAAUAUCUAUGCUUUGUCGAAUAUAUCUGUGCCUUCAAUACCUUUCCCAGUAUUGGCCCAUUCCUUUAUGUGCCUUAGCAUGCCAAUGCUUUCUCUCCUCGUGCCUUCUCUAACCUCUAAACCGGUGCCUUCUCUUACCAGUAAACCCCACAAAGCCCUGGUACGUUCUCCUAAGCUGUGGUACAGACUCAUUGACAGCAUUUGUGCACUUUGACCUGCAACUAUCUUUGUGCUGGGCAUUUCUGCCAAACCCUAAUCUGGGAUAGUUCAGAUUCUUAAACAAUGCGUCCUUUCACCUCACGGCCUAGAACUUGCCUCUUUUUAGCAGUCUUGCUUCCGUCCCUCUCCUUGUCCCAACCUGGGCUCGAACCAGGGACCCUCUGAACACAUCAACAACUGCCUCCCACGAAGCAUCAUUACCUAUCGCUACUAGCGCGCACCGCUAACUAGCUAGCCAUUUUACACCGUUUACACAAGGAUGCAUGUGUCCCUGAAUGUACCGCUGGCCUUGUGCUUUCUUAAAUGUAACAUUUUUUAAAACCAUUUUUUACGUUCGUUUCAUUUGAAACUUAAGUAGAACUUUCCAAUCUUGAUCUUGUAUCUUUCAAUGUCAUCUUCUGUUGAGAAGACCGAUGUUUAAAUAUGUUCUUUAGUCCUUCAUGUUUUUGUUCUACUUUGUAUUAUGCUGUUUGUUGAACCACAGCCACUAAGAAAUUGUGCACUGUCUGUGCAUGUGCUGGCUUUAUGUUUUGAAAUCUCCUGUUGUUUCGACGAUUGCUUAAACAAUGUGUUCAAUUAUUAUUUCUUGUCAUUACCUUUGCAUUUCUGAUCUAUUUUCUGUUAUUACCUUUGAUAUAAUAAAAGUGUAACUUGAAGUGCUUGUGUACGGAAGGCCAAUGUUGAGUGUAUGUGUGUUUGUAAUGUCUGGUAUACUGGUUAUGCCACUGUCUUCCUCUUGCAAUCAUUAGACCAACUUUAGCUUUAUGGAGGACUUGUAUGUAUCUGCCCUGUUGUGGAGAGAGACAGAGCUGUCCUUUCCACAAUAUGCAAAUGAUGUCUUCUUUCUUUUUGAAUAAAAACCAAUGAAUUUCC